Messenger RNA from Humulus lupulus (European hop), 1050 nucleotides. Its product is annotated as probable ascorbate-specific transmembrane electron transporter 2. The coding region runs from base 349 to 1020 and encodes 223 amino acids. Gene Ontology annotation, molecular function: oxidoreductase activity. The transcript is spliced from 4 exons. Lineage: Eukaryota; Viridiplantae; Streptophyta; Magnoliopsida; Rosales; Cannabaceae. The record is from RefSeq and is a predicted model, not a curated record.
UCCACAGAGUUUCUUCUGUUUGUACCUUAUAUAUUUGAUCACAAUUCACAAACAACUACGGUUCUAUGCUAGUAUACAAACAACGUUGGUUUGUUUUGGGAGAUCAUUCCAAGUUCCAACAUUGUAAAAACAAACCAAUGUUUAUUGCUCUAACCAAUCAGCGGACAAUCCCACCUAUGGUUCUUUGGCCGGCCAGCCGCCUGGUUCUCAAGUAAAAAAUAUCCAAAAUUCAUAUUCAUUGUUGACCAUACGGAAAACACCCUCGAAGAACUAAGAACUGAACAGACUAUACUAUAAUUUCAAUACAAAAGAGAUACCAAUUUACAGAGUAAACGAAAACAAGGGAGUAUGGCACUAAGGGGUCGAAGCUACCAGCUCUACGCCGGGACAGUGACAAUUUUAGCUCAUUUGAUAGCCAUAACGGUGACUGUCCUAGUGCUAGUUUGGCUCCUCAAGUUUCAAGGAGGCUUGGCCUUCAAAUCCGGAAACAAAUCCAAGAUAUUCAAUUUACAUCCUUUCCUGAUGGUGGUUGGGCUUGUAAUUAUUGGAGGAGAAGCUAUCAUGGCAUACAAGACAAUGCCAGGAACAAGGAGAGCACACAAAGGGCUGCACAUUAUACUACAUCUACUAGCUUUGCUGGCUGGAAUUUUAGGGACUUGUGCAGUGUUCAAGUUUAAAGAUGAAACUGGUACCAAAGAUUUUGUCACCUUACACACCUGGCUCGGCAUUAUCGCCAUCUCCGCAUACGGUUCGCAGUUCCUGUUAGGUUUCUUUACCUUUUUCUUCCCGGGAGCUGCAAUGCCAACAAGAGCAAACAUCCUACCAUGGCACACAUUUUUUGGGAUGGUGAUCUUUCUGCUGGCGGUAUGCGCUGCUGAGACAGGGCUGCUCCAAAGAUUCAGUGACUUACGCUUGAGGUUGAACCAAGAAGGACUCAUAGUAAACUUCACAGGGCUGUUGAUCUUCCUCUUUGCCGUGACUGUUACUCUCUCUGCCAUCCUACCAAGAGGUCCUUAUUAGUACUCAAAUUCCUUCUUCCAAGUUUUCAUG